This is a messenger RNA of Lepus europaeus (European hare), 3659 nucleotides long. RefSeq names its product GRB2 associated regulator of MAPK1 subtype 2 (gene GAREM2). The coding region runs from base 1 to 2574 and encodes 857 amino acids. Lineage: Eukaryota; Metazoa; Chordata; Mammalia; Lagomorpha; Leporidae. The transcript has 6 exons. The record is from RefSeq and is a predicted model, not a curated record.
AUGGAGAAGCUGGCGGCCGGGCUGGCCGGCCUGCGCUGGAGCAUGGGCGCCUUCCCGCUGGACCUCAUCGUCAGCCGCUGCCGCCUGCCCACGCUUGCCUGCCUCGGGCCAGGGGAGUACGCGGAGGGCGUCAGCGAGCGAGACGUCCUGCUCAUUCACUCCUGUCGCCAAUGGACCACGGUGACAGCCCACACGCUGGAGGAGGGCCACUACGUCAUCGGGCCCAAGAUUGACAUCCCUCUGCAGUACCCAGGCAAGUUCAAGCUCCUGGAGCAGGCCCGGGAUGUGCGUGAGCCAGUGAGGUACUUCAGCAGCGUGGAGGAGGUGGCCAGUGUCUUCCCGGACCGCAUCUUUGUGAUGGAAGCCAUCACCUUCAGCGUCAAGGUGGUGUCCGGCGAGUUCAGCGAGGACAGCGAGGUGUACAACUUCACGCUGCACGCGGGCGACGAGCUCACCCUCAUGGGCCAGGCGGAGAUUCUGUGCGCCAAGAGCACCAAGGAGCGCUCGCGCUUCACCACGCUCCUGCGCAGGCUGGGCCGGGCCGGGGCGCUGGCGGGCGUGGGCGGCGGCGGUGGUGGCAGCGGCGGCGCGGGGACACGGCCCAUCAAAGGCAAGAUGCCCUGCCUCAUCUGCAUGAACCAUCGCACCAACGAGAGCCUGAGCCUGCCCUUCCAGUGCCAGGGCCGUUUCAGCACGCGCAGCCCCCUGGAGCUGCAGAUGCAGGAGGGCGAGCACACGGUGCGCGCCAUCAUCGAGCGCGUGCGGCUGCCGGUGAACGUGCUGGUGCCCAGCCGGCCGCCGCGCAACCCCUACGACCUGCACCCGGUGCGCGAGGGCCACUGCUACAAGCUGGUCAGCAUCAUCUCCAAGACCGUGGUGCUGGGGCUGGCGCUGCGCCGCGAAGGCCCGGCGCCGCUGCACUUCCUGCUGCUCACCGACACGCCGCGCUUCGCGCUGCCGCAGGGCCUGCUGGCGGGGGACCCGCGCGUCGAGCGCCUGGUGCGCGACAGCGCCUCCUACUGCCGCGAGCGCUUCGACCCGGACGAGUACUCCACGGCCGUGCGCGAGGCGCCCGCCGAGCUCGCCGACGACUGCGCCAGCCCGCGCCGCGCGCGCCUCUGCCUGCCCGCGCCCCCGCGCACGCACCUGCCCGCCCGCGCCCCCGGUCCGCCCGCGUCCGCCGCCGAUGGGGAGCAGGAGUACGUGAGCCCGGACUGGGCUGGCGCGCCCGCGCCCGAGCCCACCGCUGCCGCGGCGCCCGCCGAGAUCCCCUACGAGGAGCUGUGGGCGCACCAGGCGCCGCCCGGGCCCGACCUCAUCUCCUUCGGAGCCUCCGGGCCGCCGCGUCGGGAGCUCGAGACGCCGCCGCCCGUGCCUCCCAAGUCCGAGGCGGUGAAGGAGGAGUGCCGCCUGCUCAAUGCCCCACCUGUGCCUCCCCGCGGUGGCAGCGGCCACCUCUCGGGCAGCCCCCCGGUGCCCCCUCGCUUCCCCAAGCUGCAGCCCAGCCAUUCACCCAGCUCCAGCCUCUCCUUCUACUCUGCUGGUGUCCAAGAUGGGGCGGGUUCCCGCAGUGGCAGUGGCUCCCCGUCGCCGGAUGCCUACUCCCUCUAUUGCUACCCGUGCACCUGGGGAGACUGCAAGGUGGGCGAGACCUCCAGCCGCCCGCCCCCAGGGCCCCUGCCCUCCACCACACAGCCCAGCCAGGCCUCCCGGACCCCGGCGGAGCCGCUGAGCAGCCGAGCUGCCUCCCUCUUGGGGGCGGAUGCCACCGUCAAGAGCUUCCAUGGCUGCCCGCCUCUCUUCAAGCCCGCUCAUCCCCAGAAACGCUUUGCUCCCUUUGGAGCUCUCAACCCAUUCUCGGGUUCUCCCUACCCCUCGGGCCCUUCAGCGGCCACCUCUUCCGGGCCGCCCACCACCUCCUUGGGCCCCCUGGCUACCUCCAGCACUGCCUAUUCCCCAGGCCCAGUCUCCCCAGCCCAGGCCUAUGCAGCUGCUCCACCCCCCUCCUGCCCCACCUCCUCCUCCUCCUCUGAGUGGCAGGAGCCAGCCCUGGAGCCUGUGGAUCUCUUUGAGCUGGGUCAGGGCAGUUCUCCAGAGCCCGAGCUGCUGCGCUGUCCGGAGCCCCGGGCAGCAGGGGCUCCCGGGCCUGGACCCUGCCUCUCGCCACUCGGCGCCACCAAGGCCUUCGAGCCCGAAGGGUUGGUACUGCGGCAGGCCCCCACCCCACUGUCGCCUGCCACCCUGCCGGGGCCCGAGGCAGGGGGAGCCCGGCUCUUUCUCGGCCAAGGGCGCCCGGGCAGUCCCCGGGAUGGAGCUGUGGCCUUGGGAGGCCGGGACGCCUCCUCGUGGCAGCCCCCCGCCGACCUGUCCGCGCUCUCCCUGGAGGAGGUGUCUCGCAGCCUGCGGUUCAUAGGGCUCUCGGAGGACGUGGUGAGCUUCUUCGCCCGGGAGCGCAUCGACGGGAGCAUCUUUGUGCAGCUCAGCGAGGACAUCCUGGCGGACGACUUCCACCUCACCAAGCUGCAAGUCAAGAAGGUCAUGCAGUUCAUCAAGGGCUGGCGGCCCAAGAUCUGAACCGGCCGCCGUGGCCGCACAGCCGGGGCGCAUCUGUGCCAAGACUGCGUGACCCAGGGGCCUCCCUGCCUUGAGUGUGCAGAAUACGUGGGCAGGGGACGGGAAGCGCUGGGCGUUGGCUCUGAUGCCCACGGGGGCGCCCCUUCCCACGCCCACGCAGGCCUUCUCCGAGGCCUCGCACUUCUUCUGCACCAUAGGUUCGGGUUAGACAGGGAGGAGGACCGUGCAUAACGUUAAGCACAAAUCCCCCAAGUGCCCUCUCUCCUUUGUGCUGACGGCAUCUGGUCUAAAAGUGCCCCCGAGUCAGGGCUGCUGACUUCUGUCUCUCUGGGACCCUUCCCAUGCCCUGCAGCCCUGCCUCGUUUUAAGUGCCUGGGCCUGAGUGUCCAAGCCUGUGCCGUGGUGCCGGGGAGCCUCCGCCUCUGGUUCUGGCUCUGCGAUGGGACAGCAUAGGAAGAGCACAGCUCUGCCGCUGGCCUAUCUAGCCAGGGAGACCUCUGGUGCUCCCCGGUUUCUGCACAGACCUCACUGCACCCAUCCACCCAUCCCUGUCUCCAGAGACUGCCUCAGCAAGGGCAGGUCCAUUUCAAGUCUAGAACUGACAGGUGGCCAGUCGCCCCCACUUCCGCUGGUCUCUUGCCCGCUGUUGUUUGGCUCCCCUGGUUUUGUGGCGCUGGCACAGCAGGGUAUGGUUGGGAGAGGAAGUUCGGUGGCUUGGGCAAACCCUGCCUCUCCCCUCCUCGGGAGCUCAGUCCUGUACUGGGUCGCACGCGUUGGGGCGGGUCAUUGUGCCCUUGAAUCCCGGGCAUGGUGACCUGCUUGGCACUGAGCGCUGCUCCCUGUGCAUGAGCCCCACACCGUGCACACACCAGCUGCUCCUUGUGCCGAGCGCCAGGGCCCAGAGCUCCCUGCCUCCUCCUCGGCCCUCCCUAGUCUACCUAGAUAUUUAUUUCCUUCAGUUUUAAGCCACGCAGGUGCCCAUGCCCCAUGCAGGCUGUGGUGAAGGGAGAUGGGGCACGGGAGCUGGUUUUCUUGCAGACUGUUCAAUGAAUCCUCAAGGACUGGUCAAAUAAAUGCCAGCCUGC